This is a messenger RNA of Penicillium malachiteum, 918 nucleotides long. Its product is annotated as hemolysin III family protein. Gene Ontology annotation, molecular function: signaling receptor activity. The transcript has 2 exons. The coding region runs from base 1 to 918 and encodes 305 amino acids. Gene Ontology annotation, cellular component: membrane. The record is from RefSeq and is a predicted model, not a curated record. Lineage: Eukaryota; Fungi; Ascomycota; Eurotiomycetes; Eurotiales; Aspergillaceae.
AUGUCUCGCCAACGUCGACCGGUACAGGGGGAAGAGUCAGACAGCCCAGCAACUAAGCUGGCCAAUUUAGUUCUGGAAGUACCACCAAAGCUAAUGAAGAAACUUCUACACUGGGAUGAGCUACCACAUUGGCAGCGCGAUAAUCACCACAUUCAUACUGGAUAUCGCCCAGCCUCGUCGUCAUUUUGGGUCUCAUUCCAAUCAUUGGGCUAUUUUCACAAUGAGACAGUCAAUAUCUACACUCAUCUUUUGCCGUCCAUAUUGGCUAUUCCUGCGAGCUAUCAGCUGUAUAAUGCUUUGACACCUCGUUAUCAAACCGCAGAUUCCUCUGAUAUUGCUGCGUUCAUCUGCUUUUUCUCUGGUGCUGCUUUUUGCCUGGGAAUGUCUGCUACAUACCACACAAUCUCCAAUCAUUCACCGGCCGUGGCUCGUAUUGGUAAUGCACUUGACUAUAUUGGCAUUGUUGGACUCAUCGUGGGUAGCUUUGUGCCCAGCGUCUUCUACGGAUUCUAUUCAUUGGGCUGGGGUGUGUGGGUGUCUCAAUUCUCCCACGGUUCCGAACCCCCCCGUUGGCGACCAUUCCGAGCUGCCAUGUUCGUUGGGAUGGGCCUGUCGGCUGUCUUCCCCGUGGUUCAUGGUCUUGUUCUUUUUGGGUUCGAGCGCAUGCGACAGCAGAUUGGCCUUAGCUGGCUUUUACUCCAGGGAUUCUUAUACAUCCUCGGUGCUGCCAUCUAUGCUGCACGGAUACCCGAGAGAUUGCGGCCCGGUCAAUUUGACCUUGUUGGCAGCUCGCAUCAGAUCUUCCACGUGCUUGUUGUCUGUGCAGCAAUAGCCCAUCUGACAGGCCUUUUGAAAGCUUUUGAUUAUCGGCACGGCGGUACUGCCGAAAUUUGUCAGAUUCAGAUUCCACGCGGCUGA